Purpureocillium takamizusanense is the source of this 951-nucleotide messenger RNA. RefSeq lists its product as uncharacterized. The record is from RefSeq and is a predicted model, not a curated record. Bases 1 to 951 code for a protein of 316 amino acids. NCBI's taxonomy places the organism in Eukaryota, Fungi, Ascomycota, Sordariomycetes, Hypocreales, Ophiocordycipitaceae. The transcript is spliced from 2 exons.
AUGACGGACGACGACCGCGUCAAGUACAACUACUGCGUCUACAGCACCAAGUCGGGCAACCCCAGCUUGUUCGACAAGCAGGAGGGUUGCAUCCAGUGCAAGGCCUCGCAGAAGCGCGUCCGGGAUGACUACCUCAACAUGAAACACGCAAAGACGAACUUCAAGGACACCUGGAGCUACUACUCCAGCUUGGACUCGGGAAACCGUCCCCUGGAUGGAGACGAUUGGAAGGGACCGGCUCCUGGCAAGUCCGGGCUGAAACUGUGGCAGCAGUACAAAUUCGACUACAACAGCAAUGACGCCGUCAACGACAAGCUCGAGCAGCUCCUGGCAAAGAACGGGCUCUCCACGCCAUCGACCCCCCCAGCGACGUCGACCCCUGGCAGCGGGGAGGACGUCGUGGAGGAAGGCGUCAAGUACCUCGAGUUCCACUAUGUUAAUGGCUUCGAGCAGAGACUAGUUGAGACGAGCAGCGGGGUCUUCAUGGGGGAGUGCGUGGUGGUGGAAACGGUUUAUUACGAGGCCAAUAACCGGACCAUGGGUUUCCGUCUUAGAACCGAGAAUGGCGUGUUAAUCAAUGGCCGUAUGCGACGGGCCACUUCUCAGGAGAAGGAGACUCUAAUCACGAUCAACGGCGACAAGGUCAUUGCGAAAACGGAUAUCGAAACGACCCUCAGGGAGAGCAGCACGACCAAGGUCGUCAUCGCGAGCGAGGGGGCCAAGAAAUUGGCCGAGCAGGCCAGCAACGGCACCUUGAGCACGGCCCAGGCGAGGACCAAGGUGGAACAAGUCGCCAAGGUCCACGUAGAGGAGGCUUUGAGCACCUCCCUCUCCACCAUCGCCACCAGCAGCAGCCUCGAGAUCACCAAGUCGGGCGGCCAGGGUGCCGCUGGCAACGGGCCCGCAUCCUGCAAGCGGCGCCGCCGCCGCAGCGCUGUUGUUCAGUACUAA